GCGUGCGGUCGAUCUUCCUGACUACGGUUUACAUCCUGACCGAUUUCGUCAUACUGCGUCGUUGAAUCACGUUUUUACUACGUAAUUCUAUUACUUAUCGUCUUUCUUACGUUCGUAUCAUCGCGUCACGCUCGAAUCCGCUACGAUUGUCUUCUAUUCGAUCAAACGUAUUCGAGAUAUCGGUAUAAACACGCCAGUUUGUAUACUAUGUUAAUUAUUAGUUUUAUUAGAUUGGUGCAAAAAAAGUUUGUUGCUUUUUUAUGAAGGGGCUUGGACUUACAGUUAAACCAGAUGUAAACACUUAUUUCCAAAUAAGAAAAUUCUAUUGAAGUCAAUGAUAUCGAUGUGGACGUCGAACAUGCUACAGAAGUCGGACAACGGUGACGCCGUGGACGACGUCGAUCUCCACAUACAAUACGCGAGUUCGAUCGACGACGAGCUAUCCGCUCCGGCCUUGGUGCAUUAAAUGAUCGCGGGUACAUCGGAUGCAAUUCGAAAUGUCGUUCUUUGGAUGGAAAAUGGGUGGUAGCGGCGGGGGUGGCGGAAGUUCCGAGCACACCGGUCGUAACUUGCAAGACGGACUGUUCCAAAUCGCAUCGCAGGCGUGCCAUAUUUUGGUGCAAGUGAAUAACACGCACAAUGUUUCUUAUGGAGGUAGCAACAAUGUGAACAAUGUUGCGUAUUCGAAAUAUUCCACGACCGAUAGUUCCGUCGCACCGACGACAUCGUCAUCGACGAAAGAGGCGAAUGCUGCCAAAACGUUUCCGAGAGGGAAGGAUCAAGAUGUGGUGGUAUUAUUGCCGCACCGCAAAAAUAGAGCACCGCGCCUCAAGCACAAAUUGUCGACUGUAUCCGAAAACGCGCGAUUGGACGUGAACUCUCCAGGCGGCGAUGACGACCUAGAAUUGUGGGACCAGUCCGGGUUUAUGUUGAGGAGCGACGUGGAUGAUCAUCUUACGAAUACAAAAUGGGGUGCGCAAGGUUGGUGCAGACCCAGUUGCAUACCGAUAACGAUUAUACUGGUUUUGAUUGUCCUGGUCGUAUUGUUGCCACUGUUGGAUCACGCAGCGGACAAGUACGCGCUAAAUUCCACUGCAUUGGACUCGGAAUCAAUGUGCAUGAAUCGUUGCAAUAUAUUCUUGGUUGAAACUAUACCUAUAGGAAUGAAUUACAGCAAUAAUGCUGCGCAACACGAGACUAUCUAUGAUUCCUGGAUGAAUCUUAUCGGAAUGGCGCAGGAUACCAUUGAAAUCGCAUCGCUUUAUUGGACGAUGAAAAGAGAAGAUGUGUUUCCCGAUGACAGUGCUAAAGAGGGUGAACAAGUAUUCCAGUCGCUUUUAGAAGCCGGAAGAGACAGGCAAAUUGUGUUAAAGAUUGCGCAGAAUAUUCCUUCUCGCUUGUCUCCGAACAUCGAUACACAAAUUUUAGCCAAAAAGGCUAACGCACAGGUGAGGAGUUUAAAUUUCGCUGGAUUAUUGGGCGGCGGUGUACUUCAUACGAAACUGUGGCUCAUUGAUCGUACUCACGUGUACGUCGGAUCAGCAAAUAUGGAUUGGAGAUCCCUUUCGCAUGUAAAAGAACUCGGUUUGGUAGCCCUAAACUGCUCCUGUUUAGCGAAUGAUUAUGCCAAAAUAUUUGAUGUGUACUGGAAGUUAGGUGAAGAUGGUAAAGUGCCUUCCACAUGGCCAGAUUCUCUCAGCACAAAAAUAAAUAUAGAUAAUCCUAUGAAUUUUACAUAUAUGGAUAAUAAGUACAAAUUAUUUAUUGCGAGCUCACCUCCGCCAUUUUCGCCGAAAGGCCGAAGCAACGAUUUAGAUGCGAUCUUGCACUGCAUUGACAAAGCGGAAAAGUUCAUUUACAUCUCAGUGAUGGAUUAUUUCCCUUUAACGAUAUAUACUGCACAAGUGAAAUAUUGGCCUAUAAUAGACAAUGCUCUGAGAGCGGCAGCGAUCGAGCGUAAAAUAGAUGUGCGUCUCCUAAUCUCCAAGUGGAAACAUUCGAGACCGUCCGAAUCAUAUUUUCUCAAAUCGUUGCAAGAUUUGACGAGGAGCUAUCAAAAUGUGAAAAUUGAAGUGAGAAGAUUUGUUGUACCCACUGACUCGCAGUUAGACAAAAUACCAUUCGCAAGAGUGAAUCACAAUAAAUAUAUGGUCACCGACAUAGCAGCAUAUAUUGGAACGAGCAAUUGGUCAGGAGAUUAUUUUAUUGACACAGCCGGUAUUGGCACCGUAUUCGAAAAUGUUGGACAGCAGAAUAAAGACAAUAUAAGGCAACAGUUAGAAAAUAUCUUUUAUCGUGAUUGGAAUUCUAAUUAUUCUUUCCCGUUAAAUAUAAGCGAGGAGCGCCUCGAAAAUGUAAUUAAUAGCAGAUCAUGGGGUUUAUCGCGAAAUUCAUAUCAGUAAUUAUUGUAUGAAUCUUAUAUUCAUACACAAUUAUAGUAAUGGCACUAAUCAUUUUUAAUCGCGAAAAGUUUUACUGCAUCGAUUUAAUCGAAAGAAGUUUAUCUCGAUUUUCAGUAGGACAAAAUUCUUUUAUGUGUUUCUUUAUCUGCAUCUACAAUAUAUGUUCUCUCUUUUUUUUUAAAUAAUUUUUAUAAAAUUUUCUAAAAUUUUUCUGGAGUUUAAGAUUGUGCGCAAGCAAUGGAUCAUUGUAACAACUAGAUUUAUCAUUAUAUAUGUUGCUUGUCAAUUGACAAGAGAGUUCAAAUAUUAUAUACAUACAUGA
Linepithema humile (Argentine ant) is the source of this 2724-nucleotide messenger RNA. Its product is annotated as 5'-3' exonuclease PLD3-like. The record is from RefSeq and is a predicted model, not a curated record. Lineage: Eukaryota; Metazoa; Arthropoda; Insecta; Hymenoptera; Formicidae. Gene Ontology annotation, molecular function: catalytic activity.